ACCUAAACUGUCUCAGCGGUGAAGGAGGAAGGAGUGAGUCGACGACUUGGAGAAUUAAAGAGAUGUUUUAAGUAAUGAGGAGCGCUGAAACAAGGCAGUCACCUUUCACUGAACUGAAAUAAGUUCUAGACAAACCAUGGAGGAACAUUUGCAAGAGGAUUUAGCGAGUCUGUCAGAUUUGGACGAGAAAAGUUUGCUCGAGUCCCUGACCGGCCGUUUCAGCCACAACCACAUUUACACAUAUAUUGGGGACAUCUUGGUUGCAGUGAACCCAUUUAAACAGCUUCCACUGUAUGAAAAGGAGGUGUCUGAGAGGUACAAAUGCCGUGAGAAGAGUUCUCUGCCUCCACAUAUAUUUGCUGUGGCAGACCGAGCGUAUCAGUCCAUGCUGGGCCGCCUCGGCACGGGGCCUAAAAACCAGUGUAUAGUCAUCAGUGGCGAGAGCGGGGCAGGGAAGACGGAGAGCACCAAGCUCCUGCUGAGGCAGCUGAUGGAGCUGUGCCGGGCCAACUCCCAGCUGGAGCAGCAGAUCCUGCAGGUGAACCCUCUUCUGGAAGCAUUUGGAAAUGCCCAGACGGUCAUGAAUGACAACAGUAGCCGGUUUGGGAAAUAUAUUCAACUGCGCUUUCAGAAUUCUUCAGUGAAAGGGGCCAAAAUCAAUGAAUACCUCUUAGAAAAGUCCCGUGUGGUCCACCAGGAUGAGGGUGAGAGAAACUUUCACAUAUUCUACUGCAUGCUGGCUGGCAUUUCUCCCCAAGAUAAGGAGAUGUACGGCCUCCUGGAUCCCACUCAGUACCGGUAUCUAAACGGAAAAUUUGUUCAGGAUGACAUGGUGCAGCACUGGAGUGCAAAGUACAGUGAGGUGUCCAAUGCCAUGGAUAUGGUGGGCUUUGAAGAGCAGGAAAAGGUGGACAUGAUGACCAUCCUUGCUGGGAUCCUGUCUCUGGGGAACAUCACAUUCGAGACAACAGACAGCGAUGCUGUGAAAGUGUCCGAGAAGUCUCAAGGUUGGCUCAAAGCCACUGCUGGUCAGUUUGGGGUUCAGGAGGAGGAACUGCUGAGGUGUCUCACAUGCACAAUGUCAGUGACACGAGGGGAGUCCAUCCACCGCCUCCACAACCAGCAACAAGCUGAAGAUGCCAGAGAUUCAAUCGCUAAAGUGGUCUAUGGCAGAGUGUUUGGAUGGAUCGUUAGCAAAAUCAACGAGCUGCUGUCACAUAAACUGGAUUCAGAUGUUGCACUCAGUGAAAUUGGUAUACUUGACAUCUUUGGGUUUGAGAACUUUGCUGUGAACCGAUUUGAGCAGCUCUGCAUUAAUCUUGCAAAUGAGCAGCUACAGUUUUUCUUUAACCAUCAUAUCUUUCUAAUGGAGCAGAAUGAGUACAAAGAAGAGGGCAUCCAGUGGGAGACCAUUACCUUCAAGGAUAACAAACCAAUACUGGACCUGUUCCUAACGAAGCCUAUCGGGAUCCUGUCCCUGCUGGAUGAGCAGAGUGCCUUCCCUCAGGCCACAGACGGAAACUUUGUGGACAAGCUGAACAGCAAAUUCAAAGCCAAUCCCCACUUUGAGGUGGUCAAGAGUCACAGCCCUCUCUUCACUAUUGUGCACUAUGCUGGAAAGGUGCAAUAUAAUGCCAGUGGCUUCCUGGAGAAGAACAGAGACAACAUUCCAGCCAACAUCCGCGCUCUCUUCAUCAACAGUGUUACUCCCCUCCUCAGUGUCCUCUUUGCUGCCACAAUUUCCAGAACGGGGACACUGAUGCCACGGAAAGCAAAAUUACAAGCUGUGGAUGACAACUUCAACUCAACCAGAAAGCAAUCUGUGGGGGCGCAGUUCAAGCAUUCCCUGGCCGUCCUGAUGGAGAAGAUGUUUGCAGCCAGCCCGCACUUUGUAAGAUGCAUCAAACCCAACAGCAGCAAGCUGCCUGACCAGUUGGACAGUAAGCUGGUUAUGGAUCAGCUGAGGUACAACGGCCUCCUGGAGACCAUCCGCAUAAGAAGAGAAGGCUUCUCCUGGCGGCCAUUCUUUAAAGAGUUUGUGCAGCGGUACAGCAUCCUGCUGCUAAAACCGGAUAUGCCCUUAGACAAAGAAAGCUGCAUAUCCAUCCUCAACACUACAGAACUGCGGGGCUGGAAGUGCGGAUCUUCCCGGUUGUUUUUUAAAUACUGGCACCAGGAGGAGUUGGCUCGUCUGCUGGAGAGGCUGGGCAAGGCAGCUGUCGUCAUUCAGAAGAAUUACCAUGCGAUGAGCUGCAGGAGGAAGUAUCUGGUCCUGCUGGCUGAAGUGAGGAGGCAGCAGCAGGCCCAGCGAGAGAGAGAGAUGGAGGAAGAGAUGAGGAUGAGACGGCAGCUUUUGGAAGAAGAGGAGAGAAAGAGGCAGCUGUUUAUGGAGCAAGAGAACAAGAGACCAGUCUCUCCCCCGGUUCCUCUGCCCAGGAAGAAAAAGCCUGAGCCCAGACCUCGGUCCAUACUCACUGGAAUUGCCCAGUCAUCCCAUUUAGCACCUGUCCCCCGGCCACGCAGCAAGCAGUUUGAGGCAACUCCGUUUGAUAAUGACUUGCAAGUGAACACUGAUCUCAUGAAGCUACUGGGUCAGUCAGGAGAUGAGGAGCGGGCCAAGGAGAAACGGAAGAAGAGGAACAACACCAUCCGCUGGUUCAAGGAGACACAAGUCCGUAAAGUGGCCAGAAAUGGAACUUUCCCUUGCUGGUUCCAUGGCAUGAUCACUCGGAGGCAAGCUGAAGAUCUCUUGAUUGACAAACCUCUUGGCUGCUUUUUAAUUAGAGUUGGCCAAAGUCGAGAAGGAUACACUCUUACGUACAGGGGAGCUGACCGCUGUCGACAUUACAUGAUCGAGAUGCAGAGUAAUGGGAAGUAUGUGAUUCUGGGUGAGGACCGGGCACACUCCUCCCUGCCUGAUCUGGUUCAGUACCACACCCAAGUAGGCAUCGAGCCUUUAAUGGAGCUACUGACCAUACCAUGUGGACAGCAAUGCGACCAUGAGCCAGACUAUGAAGAGCUGAAGGCCAUUGUGGCCCCUGCCAUGUUGAACAGCAGCAGUGUAGACUCUGAGGAGGCCAUCUAUGAGGAGCCAGACCAGGUGCAUCUGAAGCUGCAGAGGCUCUUCCUGCCACCAGGACAGAACCCAGGGCUGGAUGCCAACAAACCACCCGUGCUGAAGCGUGUGACAGACAGACGCAGGCGUCUGGAGGCUGCGGAGCUGGAGCACAAAGCAGAGGAUGAGACUGAGCACAUAGGCAGGCCUGUUCCACGCCUGUAUCCCUCCAUCCGGCUAGCCAUGAGAGAGAUUCAGCAAAUACAACAGCAGUUCUCAGCCGGCCAGGAACAAACCGCCGUGCCUUCCCACAAGCCGUGGGGACCCUGGAGGAAGAAAGAUUCAUAAUGAGAAGGAGAGAUGAGGAAAGACCACAGAUGUUCUUGCUGCUAUUUAUUUGAAAUGUGAAUACCAAAAUUGUACUGGCAAGGCUUAAGUGUGACUUACGUGAUGAAUAGAACUUGAACAAACUUCUCAUCAGGGGAAUUUUAGGCUUUUUAAUGAGUGUGAGUUCGUCUUAGUUUCUUUUAUUAUGUUUCUAAAUAGUUAUUUAAUUUGUAAAUUGUGUUGUAAAUGGGCUGCUUAAUAAAUGUCUGAUUUAAUUUA
This is a messenger RNA of Pygocentrus nattereri (red-bellied piranha), 3661 nucleotides long. Its product is annotated as myosin-IIIb. Gene Ontology annotation, cellular component: myosin complex. The coding region runs from base 137 to 3403 and encodes 1088 amino acids. NCBI's taxonomy places the organism in Eukaryota, Metazoa, Chordata, Actinopteri, Characiformes, Serrasalmidae. The transcript has 30 exons. The record is from RefSeq and is a predicted model, not a curated record. Gene Ontology annotation, molecular function: ATP binding; cytoskeletal motor activity.